This is a messenger RNA of Diceros bicornis minor, 4146 nucleotides long. RefSeq names its product STT3 oligosaccharyltransferase complex catalytic subunit A (gene STT3A). Gene Ontology annotation, cellular component: membrane. Bases 150 to 2267 code for a protein of 705 amino acids. Gene Ontology annotation, biological process: post-translational protein modification. The record is from RefSeq and is a predicted model, not a curated record. NCBI's taxonomy places the organism in Eukaryota, Metazoa, Chordata, Mammalia, Perissodactyla, Rhinocerotidae. Gene Ontology annotation, molecular function: dolichyl-diphosphooligosaccharide-protein glycotransferase activity. The transcript has 18 exons.
AUUGUCAUCUGGUUCCAUGAGUUGUCUCUGGGAUCAGUGGCUUAAAACAGCAGUGUCAAUUACAGAGAUGCCUUGAGACAGCUGAUUAGAAGUGGGAAUAGAUCUGAACACUAUUUGAGUGUCAUCUGUUGCCACCCAUUGAUGUCAAGAUGACUAAGCUGGGAUUUUUGCGGUUGUCCUAUGAAAAGCAGGACACACUUCUGAAGCUUCUCAUUCUGUCAAUGGCUGCUGUGUUAUCAUUCUCCACUCGUCUGUUUGCUGUCUUGAGAUUUGAAAGUGUCAUCCAUGAGUUUGAUCCGUACUUUAAUUAUCGGACUACCCGGUUCCUGGCUGAGGAGGGAUUUUAUAAAUUCCAUAACUGGUUUGAUGACCGGGCCUGGUACCCUUUGGGACGAAUCAUUGGAGGAACCAUUUACCCAGGCUUAAUGAUCACCUCUGCUGCAAUCUACCAUGUACUCCAUUUUUUCCACAUCACCAUCGACAUUCGGAAUGUCUGUGUGUUCCUGGCCCCUCUCUUCUCUUCCUUCACCACCAUCGUCACGUACCACCUUACCAAAGAGCUCAAGGACGCAGGGGCUGGACUUCUUGCUGCUGCCAUGAUUGCUGUAGUUCCUGGAUAUAUCUCUCGAUCUGUGGCUGGCUCCUAUGAUAAUGAAGGCAUUGCCAUCUUUUGCAUGCUGCUCACCUACUACAUGUGGAUCAAAGCAGUAAAGACUGGUUCCAUCUAUUGGGCAGCCAAAUGUGCCCUUGCUUAUUUCUACAUGGUCUCUUCAUGGGGAGGUUAUGUGUUCUUGAUCAACUUGAUCCCUCUCCAUGUGCUGGUGCUGAUGCUCACAGGACGUUUCUCCCACCGGAUCUAUGUGGCCUACUGUACUGUUUACUGUCUAGGCACCAUUCUUUCCAUGCAGAUCUCCUUUGUGGGUUUCCAGCCCGUCCUUUCAUCAGAGCACAUGGCAGCCUUUGGGGUCUUUGGUCUCUGCCAGAUCCAUGCCUUUGUGGAUUAUCUGCGCAGCAAGUUGAAUCCACAGCAAUUUGAAGUUCUUUUCCGAAGUGUCAUCUCCCUGGUAGGCUUUGUCCUUCUCACCGUGGGAGCUCUUCUCAUGCUGACAGGAAAAAUAUCUCCCUGGACGGGGCGUUUCUACUCACUGCUGGAUCCUUCUUAUGCUAAGAACAACAUCCCCAUCAUUGCUUCUGUGUCUGAGCAUCAGCCUACAACCUGGUCCUCAUACUAUUUUGACCUGCAGCUUCUCGUCUUCAUGUUUCCAGUUGGUCUCUAUUACUGCUUUAGCAACCUGUCUGAUGCCAGGAUUUUCAUCAUCAUGUAUGGUGUGACCAGCAUGUACUUCUCAGCUGUAAUGGUGCGUCUAAUGCUAGUGUUGGCACCUGUUAUGUGCAUUCUUUCUGGCAUUGGAGUUUCCCAGGUGCUGUCCACUUACAUGAAGAAUCUGGACAUAAGUCGUCCAGACAAGAAGAGCAAGAAGCAGCAGGAUUCUACCUACCCUAUUAAGAAUGAAGUGGCAAGUGGGAUGAUAUUGGUCAUGGCUUUCUUUCUCAUCACCUACACCUUUCAUUCAACCUGGGUGACCAGUGAGGCCUACUCUUCUCCCUCCAUUGUGCUCUCUGCCCGUGGUGGGGAUGGCAGUAGGAUCAUUUUUGAUGACUUUCGAGAAGCGUACUAUUGGCUUCGUCACAAUACGCCAGAGGAUGCGAAGGUCAUGUCAUGGUGGGAUUAUGGCUACCAGAUUACAGCUAUGGCGAAUCGGACGAUUUUAGUGGAUAACAACACUUGGAAUAAUACCCAUAUUUCUCGAGUAGGGCAGGCAAUGGCAUCCACAGAAGAAAAAGCCUAUGAGAUCAUGAGAGAGCUUGAUGUUAGCUAUGUGCUGGUCAUUUUUGGAGGCCUUACUGGGUAUUCCUCUGAUGACAUCAACAAGUUUCUGUGGAUGGUCCGGAUUGGAGGGAGCACAGACACAGGAAAACAUAUUAAGGAGCAUGAUUAUUAUACUCCAACUGGGGAAUUCCGUGUGGACCGUGAGGGUUCUCCAGUGCUGCUCAACUGCCUUAUGUACAAGAUGUGUUACUACCGCUUUGGACAGGUCUACACAGAAGCCAAGCGUCCACCAGGCUUUGACCGUGUCCGGAAUGCUGAGAUUGGGAAUAAAGACUUUGAGCUUGACGUCCUGGAGGAAGCAUAUACCACAGAACAUUGGCUAGUCAGGAUAUACAAGGUAAAGGACCUGGAUAAUCGAGGCUUGUCAAGGACAUAAAUGUUACAUCCAGCUCCGAUAUGCUUCGCACUGAGCGCGUCACAUUUAGGACGCUGAAGAUGUUUUUAAAUAUGCAGUUUAUAAGAACAGAGCACGAUGGGAUUAGAAUUGUCUGGAAUUUUUGCCCUGGGUAGUAUGGGCUGGGUCAAAUGCAAUGAUUUUUAUAAUUUUGAGCAGGUUACCAAAUGAAAUGUCAUGGCUUUACUUUGGUCAAUUAAAGGGGGGAAUUUUUUUAAAAAUGUGCCUUAUUCGUUUUGACUUAUGACUGAUUUGAGGAAGGCAAAAGUUUUUGCUGGGCUGAUAGGACAGAAAGCAGACCUCAUCCAUGUUCUUUGCUCCCUAAAUGAGCCACGUAGGGACAUUCUGUCUUUCUCAAAUCAGGAAAACUAUCAAGGACUAGCUCAGAUCCUACAUAUACAAAUAAUUUUGUCAAUUCAAAAAUUGCAGCACAUAGCACAAUGCCUUGCACAUAGUGGGUGCUCAAUAAACUUUUUUCAAAUGAAUAAAUAUUUGUGGGACCAGAGGAGUGGAUUUCUGGGCAGGAAAGGCAGCUUUGUUGCCAUCAUGUCUCUGUUCUGAACAUCUCGUCCUUAGAGGCUCUUUUUGCAAGGGACAGAAGGUGGCUAGCCAUACCUGAUCUCAGCAAUUUUUUGGGACUAGAUAGGUUUUUUUUUUGGAGCAGGAAUAAAUCAAGUAAGACCAAAGUCAGCAGUUUUGAAGACUCAGGGCAAACAGUAGAAUUAUUGUUAUCAAGGUAGAGGGAAAAACCCCUCCAACAUUAUGUAUAGAACUUGGUCAGUAGGUGUUUUUGAAAUCAGCUGAAAUAUAAUCAUACAUAUCUAUUUGAAAUCCAGCUUUUCAGUACUCUCACUUAUCCAUGAUACAGUAAAUGUCUCUGCUCAUUUGAUUUAGCUUUUGCACUAAAACUCUUGUGAUUAUGUAAGGGGGGCUUCUUUUUCCCUUAGUCUUAUCCUAUUUGUUGUUAUUAAAUAUCACUAACAAGCUUGAUGAUCUGGUUUUGAAGCCCUUGCCAGACAAGCUACAAAUUAGAAGGGGGAAGAAUUGCUAUUAGCAGGUACCUAGAGAGCAGUGCUAGCCUAACUGCAGGGGAAGAGAAACUUUAAAAAUAAUUUUAACUCAAAACACAGUAGUAGUCCCAUCGAUAUUUAAUGUCAGGACAAACAGCUUUAUGUUCAGUACAGUAGGACAUUAUAUGUAUUUUACAACAUAAGACACAUAUCAGUGAUAUAUAUAUAAACCCUAAGUCAUUAGAAAUAAUACAGGGUAACUGUUUAGUGUUACCUCUUUAAGAAACAGGAGCAAUUACAUGGCUUUUAGAUAAGUCAAAAUGGUGCUCCUAAAGGGUAUGCUCAGGUAUACUUGUAUACCCAGGAAACAGCCUUCCAAACCAAUUUAUAUACCAAGCGCUUCAACUGUGGGUGAGAUUUAGAUUUGAUGUAAGAUUUGAUUUACUGUAUGUAAAUACAUUACUUGAUAUAUAUACAGAAUUCCUUCCUAGUGGAAGAGCUUAUUCUGAGGGGUUUUUUUUUCUUCUUUUUUUUACCUAUAUGAGUAAUACCAGUUAGAGAUCAUUAGUGAUCUUCAUCUAUAGUAUAUAUGGGAUAACUCUUUCAUUUAUCACUAUAGUUGUUGCUCUUACGAUUUUAAUUUUGUUACCUUUCUAGGCUACAUGAAGCUAUCUUUUUAAAAAAUUUACGUUUCUUUUUUCAUUGUUAUAGUGCUCUUAGUGUAAAAAUAAUAAAAUAAUUCUAAAAAGCAACAACACUGUUUUGCACCCCCUAGAGGCAAUGAAUUUCAACUCUGCUGAUUCUCACAUUACUUACCUCCAUAUCAUUAAAUAAUUUGCUUUAUUUUGGUA